This is a messenger RNA of Gadus chalcogrammus (walleye pollock), 3411 nucleotides long. RefSeq lists its product as uncharacterized. Gene Ontology annotation, cellular component: cytoplasm. The record is from RefSeq and is a predicted model, not a curated record. The transcript is spliced from 12 exons. The coding region runs from base 98 to 2479 and encodes 793 amino acids. Gene Ontology annotation, biological process: apoptotic process. NCBI's taxonomy places the organism in Eukaryota, Metazoa, Chordata, Actinopteri, Gadiformes, Gadidae.
GAGGGACGUACUGAGAUGUAGUCAUGACAGCCUUCUCCUCAGUAGCAUAGAUGAACUCAGGUCCAACUCAGAUGGAGAUUCUUCUUCAGGCCUGGAGAUGGAGUCCAUUGUGGUCUCAGGGUCAGUAACGGAGAGCAAGGGGGGGCAGAGUGAUGGUUUGAGCAGGGCGUGGCAGAGUGGUAGUGCCAAGCCAGUGGGAGAUGCAGGGAGGUCUAUGGAGACAUUCAGUAUGCUCUCAUGUGCUGCUACACUUCUGAAAGCCCAAGAAAUCAGGAAACAGUGCAGGCAAAAACAAACGAUAACCGCAAACGGUCCAGGUGCAUGUGAGAAUCAAGCUUUCUUGUUGCAAACUGUAGCAGCUAGACCCACUCACUCUGAUGUGGUGCCCUUGGAUAAAGGUUCACAUGAUGAACACGCCAAAAACCAGCCCUGUUCAAAAGAAGGAAUUAGUUUCCUUGAGUGCGCUGCUGAAUUGGCUACAGAUAUAUGCAGCUCCACUCAACAUGUUACAAGCGCUGAGCAUUGUCCAACAAUAAUAGAUAACACCAUUGAAGAUUUCAUUAUUCCAGAAAUUACCGGUCCAAACUUUUCAAAAACACCCCCCGAAGUUGUCCUAGAGCAGGAAUUAACGGCAUCAUGUUGCAGCCUAUUGCAGGCUGCGGAAGAAACUUCAGAUUGCCAGUCAAACUACGUGGUACGGAGCAUGUCAUCCUCUUUGAGACAUCCGUCCGAUCACUUCCUCAAAACCAGAGAGGAAGUUUACGUCCAUUCCCAGAUAUCCAUGGAGGAUUCUGACGACGGGAUCCAGUCUCCCUUGGCUACUCCGUAUUGUCCUCCUCUGCUGGGGGUGGAAUUCGGUUGGAAGGAACCUACAGCAGAAAAAGACAUGCCCUCAAACCACUCGGAGCAGCCAUCCCCUGAGCUCACACACAGCUCGUUUUCCCACAACAGCUCCUACAUCAGCACCCCGGUGAGCGAAUCUGGUCAGCUAACAGAGAGAGCCUGGGCUGGGUCCCCUUUCGCCGGGGAUCUCAUGGAGGAGGUUUGUGAUGAAGAGGAUGGGGGGGAUUUCAAUUCAGGGCCUCCUGUCCCUUCCUUUCGGACCGAAGGACAGGGGAAGGAGAGAGAAGGGGGAGGUUACCUUCAAAUGCCAUGCACGGGGCUCACAAAGGACCUUAUGGGGGGAGAGUGUACUGCUCAGCUUCUUGCUGUGCAGACAAUGGAGUCUACAUGGGGGGUGACUUCUCAAAGCAGAGAGGAUUCCUCAUCCAAAGAGCCGACAACGCUCCAUGGUUUCGAUGGAUCCCAAGAUCAGGAAAUCGGAGACAGUUCAAGUUACUCACAAAGUCAAAGGCACAUGGAUGGGACAGCGCAGGCCUUCGCCCUACCGCCGCCCUGCGGGAACAUUCUGUACCAGUGGACGAGAGACGCAAGCUCCACUGAGUGUCAAGCCAAACAUGGCUACAACUACCACCACACCGACCAGAGAGUUGAUAGCCAGGGCGACAGGCAUGGCGACCCUGACAGCAGUGUCGACUGGCUGCAGGAUACCUCAGACAGUCUGGUGGAGUGGGGAGGUGAACCCAGCGUUUUUAUAUCCUCUGAACAAGGAGAUUAUGCUGCAUCCAUUCAGAACACCGGGCAGGAAUGCUACAAUCAAGAUGAUGAGGUGGAAGGCCAAGAUGGGUCUCAUCACAGGGGGAAGCUAGAAGGUCAGCCCAUCGACGGGUCACUGGACCACAGCGAGGGGUCUCUCACUACAGACGACGCCGUGGAAAGCGACAGUACUCCCAAGCUCAACACCGCGGCGGGCGCCCAGGAACCCAUCCCGGAAUACAGUGCGGCGGAGGAGCGCCGGGACAGCCUGCUGUGGAGGAGCGUGGCGAUCGGAGACCAGGAGCAUCGCGUGGACAUGAAGUGCAUCGAGCCAUACAGGAGGGUCGUCUCCCAUGGAGGUUACUAUGGUGACCAGAACGCCAUCAUUGUCUUUGCAGCGUGCUUCCUACCAGAUAGUAACUGUGAAAACUACAACUAUGUCAUGGAAAAUCUUUUCCUGUAUGUCAUUGGUACUUUGGAGCUGAUGGUGGCGGAGGACUAUAUGGUUGUUUAUCUAAACGGAGCCACACCGCGCCGGAGAAUGCCUGGCUUCAGCUGGAUGAAGAAGUGCUACCAGAUGAUAGACAGGAGGCUGAAGAAGAACCUGAAGCAGUUCAUAAUUGUGCAUCCUUCCUGGUUCAUACGGACUGUACUGGGUCUGACCCGACCCUUCAUAAGCUACAAGUUCAGCAGUAAGAUCAAAUAUGUGCACAGUCUGGCAGAGCUGUGGGCGAUGGUUCCCAUGGAGUAUGUGCAGAUUCCUGCGAGUAUUGUCAGGUACGAAGAGGAGAGGGGUAUACACACAUUUGCAUGCAUGAGACUGGAUAAAGAACUACAGCGAUCAGCAGACAAAGACAAGAAGAAGGGUAACUCUGCGGUGUGACGGGAGUCACCUGUGGAUUCAUCUUGAUGCAAGGCCAAUGCUACUCUAUUGAGUAUGUUGCAUGCCACGCCCUUUACAGUUCAUGGCUAUGGAGUGCAUAUGGUUGAACGUCUCCGCUGUAUAGCAGGUUAAUGAAUGUGCAGAGAAUGUGAUGCAUAAUCAUACUCCAAACACUGUGCUGUUGCUAUGGAAGGAAUUCUGGCAUCAUUCAGAACGGAGAGAAAAUGAAAAAGAAUGUGGUUUCACACUGUAUUUGCAAAAACAUUUGUGCGAUGAAUGUGCCUAAAUGUUAUUUUAGUAUCUUCCCCUGGAUUUCGUUUGGCAUUUGUUAUUUUACCUAUGUGGUGUCAAGAUCAAUAACCAACUAUCCAGAGAUGUAUUUUUUAAUUAAAUGGAAUAGACUAGGGCUACCUAUACCAUGUCAAAAUAGAGCUGUUCAUUGAGCCCUGCCCAUUGUAUUCAUUAUUGUGGGCUGUGCUGUCUUGAUUAUGUUGUCUAUUCAUUUAGUUCAGGUUUUAUGGCCAUUUCCCUGUUUGAUAUGAUCAGGACAGCUAUAUAUUUGGACUCCACUGUCAUGCAUGAAUUGCUGUCAAGGUGUCGUCGGCUCCUGGUUGGGAAACAUCUGUCUAUUUGCUUUCUUUGGUUUAUUCUGUUCCUUCGUCCCAGUAAUAAAGAACCACAUAAAGCUUUCAAGAAAACAAACCGAAGUAUGUUGUCUUUCUUGCCCUGCCUGCAAAUAAAUGACUCAAUGCCCCAGUUAACUACAGUUAUAUUCCAUUAUACAAGACGUUCAAAGGGGGGUGUCCUUAGGAGCUACGUCUAUGGUCUUACCUGUCAGCACCUUUUGCGAUGAGACACUCCCACUUUGUGUGAUUCCACUUUCUCCGCGCUCCUUGUACAAUCUAUUUCUUCAGGGCAGUCUGUCCCUUUUA